AUGGGAGAUGAGGGGGGGAGGGGGAGGGGACGGGUGGUUCAAUUUGUUCACCGGCUCAAAAAUAUCCAAGUAGCCUCAGACCCUCUCGGUCCCGGGGCACCUCAGCAUGCCUACGGAAACCUCGGCUCAGUGCUGAGCUCUCAGGGGAGAACCAAGGAGGCCGAGACUGCCUUCAGGAUAGCGCUCAGCUUUCGACCCAACAUGGCCGACGUUCACUACAACCUGUAA
Molecule: messenger RNA, 228 nt
Organism: Nezara viridula (southern green stink bug)
Lineage: Eukaryota; Metazoa; Arthropoda; Insecta; Hemiptera; Pentatomidae
Source: the annotation of a GenBank genome assembly